AUGCCCCAGCUCGGACUCCUACAUUGGAGAGCCUGGACUGUGUUGCUUGGCCAGCUCCGGCGGCCGCCCGGUGCUGUGUGCAUCAGGGCAGUCCGUUCUCACAGUCAGGUUGCAGAGGCACUGUUUGCAUCCCAACUGAAACCUUAUCAAGAGAAGUCAAAUUUUAUUAUCAAGACCCCAAAGGGUACCAGAGAUCUUAGUCCCCAGCAGAUGGUGGUGAGGGAGAAAAUUCUUGAUGUGGUUGUUAGCUGCUUUAAACGUCAUGGAGCAAAGGGGUUGGAUACCCCGGCAUUUGAACUAAAGGAGGUGCUCACUGAGAAGUAUGGAGAGGACUGUGGGCUCAUCUAUGACCUGCAGGAUCAGGGCGGAGAGCUGCUGUCAUUGCGCUAUGACCUUACUGUCCCUUUUGCUCGUUAUCUGGCAAUGAAUAAAGUGAAGAAGAUGAAACGCUAUCAUGUUGGAAAAGUGUGGCGGCGGGAGAGCCCAACCAUAGCCCAAGGCCGCUACCGGGAAUUCUACCAGUGUGAUUUUGACAUUGCUGGUCAAUUUGACCCUAUGAUCCCUGAUGCAGAAUGUUUGAAGAUCAUGUGUGAAAUCCUUAGUGGAUUGCAGCUGGGGGAUUUUCUCAUUAAGGUCAAUGACCGGCGGAUUUUGGAUGGAAUAUUUACUGUCUGUGGUGUUCCUGAAAGCAAGUUCCAUGCCAUCUGCUCCUCAGUAGACAAACUAGACAAGAUGUCUUGGAAAGAUGUGAGACAUGAGAUGGUGGUAAAGAAAGGCCUGGCUCCUGAAGUGACUGAUCGAAUUGGGGAUUAUGUCCAAUGUCAUGGUGGGAUAUCCUUGGUGGAGCAAAUGUUCCAGGAUCCCAUACUAUCCCAGAACAAGCAGGCCCUAGAGGGCUUGGGAGACCUGAAGCUGCUGUUUGAAUACCUGACUUUAUUUGGAGUUGCUGAGAAGGUCUCCUUUGACCUGAGCUUGGCUCGAGGCCUGGACUACUAUACAGGAGUGAUCUAUGAAGCAGUGCUGCUACAGACCCCAGUGCAUGCUGAGGAGGAGCCACUGAAUGUGGGCAGUGUGGCUGCUGGUGGUCGCUAUGAUGGGCUGGUGGGCAUGUUUGACCCCAGAGGCCACAAGGUGCCAUGUGUGGGGCUCAGCAUUGGGGUAGAGCGAAUCUUCUCCAUUGUGGAGCAGAGGAUGAAGAUUUUUGGUGAGAAGAUACGGACUACAGAGACCCAAGUGUUUGUGGCCACACCACAGAAGAACUUUCUUCAAGAACGGUUGAAGCUAAUUGCAGAGCUUUGGGAUGCUGGGAUCAAGGCAGAGCUGAUGUAUAAGAACAACCCUAAACUACUACCCCAACUGCACUACUGUGAGAACAUGGGCAUUCCACUGGUGGUCAUUAUUGGUGAGCAAGAACUGAAGGAAGGGGUCAUCAAGCUCCGUUCAGUGGCCAGCAGGGAGGAGGUGGCCAUUAAACGGGAAAAUCUAGUGGCUGAAAUUCAGAAACGACUGUCUUGA
Rangifer tarandus platyrhynchus (Svalbard reindeer) is the source of this 1515-nucleotide messenger RNA. NCBI's taxonomy places the organism in Eukaryota, Metazoa, Chordata, Mammalia, Artiodactyla, Cervidae. The record is from the annotation of a GenBank genome assembly.